This is a messenger RNA of Colletotrichum paranaense, 3027 nucleotides long. RefSeq lists its product as uncharacterized. NCBI's taxonomy places the organism in Eukaryota, Fungi, Ascomycota, Sordariomycetes, Glomerellales, Glomerellaceae. The coding region runs from base 1 to 3027 and encodes 1008 amino acids. The transcript has 2 exons. The record is from RefSeq and is a predicted model, not a curated record.
AUGGCCGAGCCUGCUGAAUACCAUGGCGGCCUCGUUGCCUUCGAGGGUCCCCAUGACCUCGUUUCGACUCAGCUCCGUCUUCUACCUAUAUCAUCGCAAAUUGCCAUCCUUCCCAGCGUCAAGGAAUUCCUCGAACCCGAGAACCCCGAUGAGCCGUUUGAAGCGCGCAAGUUUGUCAGGCGAGUUCACAAUGCUGUCGCCAAGAGAAGGGACACCGCUCUGGAAUUCUUGAAGGAUUCGACCCCCAAGCGUAAGAGACUGGUCUUCAUGAAUGGCGGUACGCCCAGCGCGCAGACGGUCUGCAUCAGAGCCAUCUCUCGGAAUGAGACAGAGGGGGAUAUAUCCAAAGCCGAAGCAAUCUUCAACGACCUUCUUAAAGGUGGCGUUGCCGGCCUCGAGGACCCCGCCAACUCAAGCGGCUCAUUCCUUGAUACCUCGGAGGAAAUAAGCGAAGACCCCAUCACCAGAGCUAUGCGUGCUGCCGAUGCUCUCGACCGGGAAACUGCAAACUUACAGCCUUCCAGCGACAUCGAUCUCACCACUCCCGCCGGCCGUCCGCGCCCGAGAAGCAUGAGCCUACCCAUGUAUAGCUUCGCCGAUACCUUUGGUGAUAUGGCAUCCUUCUACGUCUUUGGUGGCCAGUUCAGUGAAGAUCAUAUCAAGGAGGAGGGGCAAGUCGAGGCUACGACUCCACAUCUUGGCCCAACACCCAGGCUCGCCAUCACGAAUUUCGACGAGCUUGAAAGAGUCUCCGGUGAAGGCUUUGAUAGUGACGGUAAACCCAUCGUCACUGCUCCACUUCGGUCUCCGAGCUGUGUGGGCGAGGCAUAUGAGCGGGAUGAUGUAUCCUCAUCUUUUUCACCUAACGCUCCUGGCCUUCUCGACGUGGCAUCUCCCAGAUCUGACGUCUUCAGCAUCCGUUCGACAGAGCCAAUAUACAUCGAACAAGCCUCACUCGUCCGUAUGAAGUCAUCCGCCUCUUCCAGGACUUUGAAGCGAUCACAGUCGAUUAGCCAUCUCCAUCGAAGCAACUCUCGCUAUAGAGACACUCUCAUGCGGCUGAAGCCUAAGGAGCAAAGUGCUGCUGAGAAAAUUCGCAAUGAGAAGCCCUCCGCUGAGAACUUGUUGCUUUCCGCUGAGAAGACUACUGCCGAGAAGGUUGCCGAGGGUCGCCCUGUGUCGGUAGUUGAACUCAUCGAAGACGCCGAAAAACGCGAAAGUAGCGCUAAGCGCGUCGAAGGCCCGAAGACAAUCUAUGUCAAAGCAGCCCGACCAAAUAAGGGAGUCAACAAGGCAUUACCGCCCCCUCCACCGUCCGAGAAGAGACUGCGCAAACGUAAGCAUACCAAGUCUAGGUCGAAAUAUGUCGACAGAGGAACCGAUGCCGAAGAUGUCGAACUGAAUGAGACGCCGUUCCGACCUGUACUACCUUUCUAUGAGGACCUAGUCAUUCACUUCAAGGACGACAGUCCAGACCCAAUCCUGGAAUACAUGAUCAAGGCUUUCAGAGAAGGUGUUUAUCCUGUUACACUGCCUUCUUCUGCUUCCUCCGGCACGUCUACUGCGGAUGGUGACAGAUCGACCCCGCAGACUCCAACCUGGCAACUGGCCGAGCCCGAAGUCACCCAGUUCACGUCCACGACGAAGGUCAGCACAGAAGAGUACGACCCUUUCUCCUACCAGGGUCCGACCUACACCGCGAAGCCUGUCCAGCCUUUCACCCGGACUGUAAUAAGAUCAGCUCUGCCUACGCCUGCGCAUACGCCUCCGCCCAUGGUGUCCGAGUCGGAGGAUAAGUUCCACGAUUUCAACGCCGUGCACGGUCAGACGGCUGUAGCCAUGCAGAACUCCCUCAGAUCAGUGCUUAACAUCUACUUCCCACCCAAGGGAAGAGGGUUCUCUCAGUUCAACUUUCCGUUGCUUCCCGAGAUGGACGCACUGUGGAAGCCGAUAUUCCGGGACGUUGAGCCUGGUGGAAGUCCAAGAAAAGACAAUCACCGAAUAGACCAAAUUUUGGCCAUAGGUGCGCAACGUGGAGUCAAGAAAACAUUUGUCUCUGGAGUAACUAGCCAGCUUGAGAAGUUGGGCACAAAGUCGAGCGGCAUUUCGAGGACUGGCAGGCUGGAUUUCCGAUAUCUCAUUGCGAAUGCGAUGCAGUCCUUCACCGCACAGCCACUGGCCAACCAGACUCAAGACAACCCUUUCACCAACUCAUAUCUUCUGGCGACGCUUAUCAUUCCUCAUCUUGAGACUUUCUUUGCUGCGCACUCCGAAGUCCGUUUUCUGAUUCUCGACUACCCUCCGGAUCAUCUUGCCACCAUCCUCGCUUUGCAGAAGUUGGUCGGCGUCGAUUUGAUGAAAGUUGCCCAAGUCAUUGAUGCUCAGGCCAAGGAGCCACUUCCCUUCACUCAUGUUCGAGGUAGCUCCUUGGGACGUAUUCCUACUGUGAGUGACUUGGCAUCGAGCUCAAGCUCACUCCAGUCCAAGGGAUCGAGAUCUGCCGCAUCGACAUCUUCGCGAGAUGGGCUGGCAGUUUCCAAGGCCAACUUUCUCCUCGCAUCCACCGCAACAGAGGCGGAAGUUGCGACUUUUGUGUCCACCAUCUGGAAGACUCUGAUCAACAUCUCCAAGUUCUACCUGCCUGAAGAAAGCAAGAAGCUUGAAGAGAGUAGUGUCAAGAGCAAGCGGCAAUCCGGGAACUUCUCGGCAUUCCCUCAGGCUUCGAUGAGCCCUCCGAUGUCUCCGCCAUCCUCCAGUGGUCGCAAGGCCGUGAAUAGAGCAUCAGGCUCUAUCAGAACUUCAGCCCGACCUUCUUCCAUCGCAGAAACAAUCAUGGGUCGCCGAUUCAAGUCACGACGAGGCGACAGAAAAAGCGUCGGCGAUGCCACAUCCAUCUUAACCGUCGAUAUGGACUACGAGAGCGAUCUAGACCUCGAGGAAAGACGUUUGAUGCCCAUGUUCUUGAAGAAGAACCAGGUCCGGAAGGGAAACAGCCGCAAGGCCCUUAAGUUUCUCGGCCUAGCUUGA